UUUGGAAAGGGGAGUUAUUCCCGCGUGUGCAGAAAGAUUUCAAUUCGUUUACGUGAAACAUUCCAGAAAGUGGUGAAUCGUCUGUUUUGAAGUGUAAGAAGGAGGGAAAGAAACCGCAGUGUUAUCAGAAUGGACGGAGUGUUAUGUCAAACAUCGCCCGACUGUGUUGGCCAGUCAGCGGGUAUUGAUAUGUGUAUUGGCUCGACCGAGGCAGAAGCACAGAUUUCUUGUCUUCCUGCUUGGAAACGGGAGCUGAUUCGUAAAAAAAGGCUAAACAAUGGACUUGGAUCUUGUAACGUUCAAUCAGAUUGGAGAGGAAUAAGAGGACAACCAUCUGCCAUUACACUUGGUUUGGAAAACCGUACGCGAGAGCGAUUGCGGAUCCCUAGUAAAGGUCUAGUGGCCUCAUUGCAGACGGUUUACGAACCGCUAGUAGAAGGUGAGCCGCUGGGAGAAGGCAGGAUGUUGGCCCGGCCAUUGCAAGGUGCUGGCCCUCUACACGGUUUGGAAUCCGCCUCCAAUCCGCCUCCGCUAUCUAAUACAACGCAGUUAGGGGCGGGAAAAGAGUCUUCCAUUGAGGCUUUCAGUUCCAGUCAGUCGCGAUCGGUGAGCGGUCGCUCACCCAACCGCUUCACUGAUCUGCCUGGCGCCCGUGUAACAAACAGUGCCAACAGCGCAAGUGUCAUCGAGCACGUCAUCGCCCCCAAUCACAAUCAACCUCUGGCAACAACACCCACCCGACGCCUGUCGGAACCCAAUAGGACGCGAACGAUCAUGGUAGAAGAAACACGAAUGAAGAGCUCAACCGCCUCGCAGGUCGACAUGGUUGGCAACCGACCGAAAAUCACCACCAAGGGACUAAACGCUUUGAAAGCCAUGACUGGCAACCGGGACAAUGAAGACGAAGAACUCCAGUACGGUCCGGGAAUCGUUAACAAGCUCAAAUCACGGUACUUGAGUCGUACGUUACGUGAAAGACCGCUCGGCGAGUCCCGUCGACCGUCGCUCCGUCGUGCCGCCAGCCUGGAAGACUGGCUCGACAAAGACUCGAGUCCUCCGCAUCCAUCGUCGAACGACAAUAAUUUUGCAGUUCUCGUGCGUUCGUCCAACGGCAGGGCCAAGAGCGAACGGCCUGCCUCUUUAAACUUGGCGGCUCCAACGGCCGAACCCAAGUUACCACCGCGGCCCCUCUCUUCCAGCCCCGUCAAGAUUCGCGAUUUGAAGAAGACUCGAUCCGUCGACUGCGUGUCACAGCAGCCGACAUGGCGAAGUGUUGCUGCCAGUGAUUUGGUUGUCGUGCCUUCUGCCCAGCAACAGCCGAAGCCUUCAAAAGCCCAGGCCACCGUGCCACCUAGCCCAACUGUCUCGAGUCCCAAAACACCGGUUCACCUGCUCUUGGGCAAAGAUGCCAUUGUCAUCGUCGACAAAGACGACAAUCAAGUGGCCGCAACCGACGAGAGCAAGGGCACCGUGGCUGCCGUAACCGCCCAUACGGCUCCCACGGCCUCCUCACCCGGAGCGUCGAAAGCGCGCCGAACUUUGCCCACAAACAUUCGCUACAAUGUGGAGGACGCCGAGCUGCCAGCUCCGGAUACAGUGCGCCAAGUCAAGCGCAUUUUCGAGAGCGGAUCAGGUCGCAAGGUGUUGAGUACUCGGCGAUCUCAGAGUGCCGGACCGGGCAUCAACCGAACGCCUCUCUCAGCUGCAAACCAGACGAUUGAAAAAUCGAACAUUCAUCGAAUGAAUCAAGUCAACUUGGUGAACAACAAGAGCAUUUCUUCGGUGGCGCGCAAAAAGUCAGAGAGCACGCCGCGUAUCACUGAAUUGGUAUCGUCCGAUACCAAACCAGUUGUUAUAACUAAACCGUCUCCCAUUGGACCCAAGCCGGCCGUCUUGAGUCCAAAACCGGCCGUUGUCAUCGACAAAACACGUGUAGUGCAAUCGUCGUCGUCUAACGGGGCACCGUCCCUCCAACGGACGACGGCCCCUCCCGCGAAACUCGCCGCCCAACCUGCCCCAACCGCCGCCUUUGUAUCCAGCGUGACUGCCCCGACUAGUAAAGAAUCUAGCGACCAACUUGACAACAAGGAUGAAUUGGAAAAUCAUGCCGGUGGUCACGGCUUCAAAAUCAUAUCUAAAACUGCCUUAGAUAACAUUCGUGAGGAGAGCAAUAGCGUCAAGUUCAACUUUGACGAGAAGAAGGACGACAAGUCGCCGUUUUCGUUAGGCUCAGUCCAAUCGAGGCAGGUGGGCGUCAUCAGACCUCAGCCAAAGUCACCUGUCAUUCACAACGACAAACCCGUUGUGCUCGAAGAGUUGGCACCCAAGGAUGACGUUGACUCUGUCUCGAAAAAAGAGGAGCUUUUAGUGACGGCCGCGUCCAACACCGUCUUGAUUGGCCUCGCCAAAAGCCAACCCAAGACUGAACUCGCACAAUCGCAGACGACAAGCAAACCUGCCAGUCCGGCCGUUUUUGCUCCCAAAUUCCAGGCGGCGAGCCGCACGAAACAGAUUACUGCUCCAGCAACCGUUUCUAAAUCGGAGCCUGUUAUUUUGACUCACGUUAUUUCGCCGUCCAGUCCGACGGCGCCGGAUCCCGCCUCGGUUUCUGUAACCCCGCCGGCCGAAAAGAAGGCGACAGACAACCCGACGGUGGUGACAGUUCCCGCGGUCAAGACCCUCUCGUCCAGUAGCCAAAUCAUCGCCAAGCCAUCCAACAGUGCGCCAGUAAACGCGGCCGUCGGGGCUCAUUCGAUUAGUAGUGGAACGACGCGUGAACAGCCGACCAAAAAAUGGCACCCUCAUCAAUCUGAAACUACCACCGUUUUCAAUUUCGUCAACGACACUUCCAGAAAAACAGAUCACAUUCGCAACGAAGGUGGAUCAUCAGGAAUUCUUGUCUACAAGUCCAAUGAUUCUGGCAUUACCAAAUUGCCCGACUACGACCCCGGUGAAUCAUCCGACUUCAUUGACGAUUUGGAUAUAUUAAAACGACCUCCAUCACCAUGCAAUGUGGACUUCGAAGGGGCCAAUGUUAUUGUUGGGAAAUCGCUUAUACAACGCCGAUCCAAGAAAAGCAAGAUGAAUAUCAGUUUCAACGACGACAUGACCAAACUCUUCGAGUACCCUUCGGAAACAUCCCUUCUUGAAGAGGGCGACGACGUCAAGUCCAGUUCAAAGAAAUCCGAUCAAGAUUUCCGAGAAACGCCUUCACAGAUUGCCACGUCGAACUCGAAAGGAGGCCUGUCCAGCUAUACUCCGAGUAAAGUGCAUUUUGAAACCACCUUCGAGCUUGGAAUAUCUCGUUCAACGUUACCUGAUUCUUCACUGGAUCCGAAUCCACCCAGUUCACCCCUUCAGAUAGAUUCAGUUUUGCACUACAUCAAACCUGCCGAAGAGAGUACAACGUGGAGCGCUGAGACAACGGCCGAUUUGCUCUUUUGAAAUGCGGGUUCCGUGGAUUAACCGACUAAUGGUUCAACGAAGAUAAUGAUAAACAAAUAGGAAGAUAAAAGAAAAAAAUGUCGACGAAAAGGAAACGAAACAAAGACGCAAACAUCGUAAAACAAAAUAAAACAAAAGCAAUGAAAAUAAAAAUAAAAAAAGAAAUCUAAAUCAAUCAAUAUGCAAGCAAAAAAAAAAAAAGAGAAAAAGCAAGCAAACCGAAACGUCAAAAAACUGUCAUCUCGUUGAGUGGUGGUGCCACACUUGGAUGAUGUAAUUGAAUCUGUCCAAGCAAAGAAAUUCUACUUAACUGACAUGUUGUGUUAAUAUUCACUUAUGGGAAAGAGCAAACGUUUGAUAAACUUCACACAGAAGUAUGUUAAAACAAAGGGUUCCCAAUUCUUAAAAAUUCCAUCGAUAGUCUCAUGCUAAUUCAGUUCAUGUAAUACCAUAUUCCAUUACGUUGAACGACUGUAGUGCCCUUCAAACGAGUGAAUUGCGUACGCCGUCAUUUACAGUAACCGUAUUGUCAUUAAACACGUUUAGUUGUAGCAGUAGUUUUGUACUUGUGUUCUAUCACGUACGACGCUGAACUCUUGUUUGUUUUUUACGUUUGUUUAUUUUCAGUUCUUUUCAUUUGUUGUCUUUCUGUAUUCGAAUGUUGGCUGAGGUUUUUGAGCCACUGUAACAACGUGAUUGUGGACGACCAAACGCAUUUCCUCCCGUUACGUUUGAAAGUUGAAAUGAUGUAGCAUUCAUUCACAGCCUCUAUUACCGCCUUUCAUUGCAGUUUCGUUCAAGACUGCAGAAACACGUGUCGGAUCAGAAGAUCCACAUGAAUUAAACUUUUGCGGACCAAUAAGCAUUCGCAGAUUUUAAAAAAAAAUACCGUUUCCUUGCAAAGACAAUUGAUUAUACAUUCACCUAGUACAGAAGCGGCAAGCUCUAACCCUGCCCUUAUUUGUAUUCCAUGUUUGUUCCUUUUUCAUCUCUUUUGUUUCUCUUUUUGUACUAGCUGUGUAGACGAAUCUUUUGUGAUAAUGUUCUUAUAGCGCAGUUUUGAUUUUGAGAAACGUUUGCGCAGUUCUUGAUGUUUCACCAUUGUUGUUCUGCUCCUGAAAAUACAAAUGGCUUAAAAAAAAAGAAA
Molecule: messenger RNA, 4591 nt
Organism: Daphnia carinata
Lineage: Eukaryota; Metazoa; Arthropoda; Branchiopoda; Diplostraca; Daphniidae
Gene: bif
Product: proteoglycan 4-like
Exons: 5
Coding region: 130-3444 (1104 amino acids)
Biological process (GO): chemotaxis; neuronal signal transduction
Cellular component (GO): nuclear membrane; rough endoplasmic reticulum membrane
Molecular function (GO): microtubule binding
Source: RefSeq, a predicted model, not a curated record